UGUAAACAAACCAAUGCAGCAGGAGGAAUUGGAGCACCUCGAAAAUAAUUGAAUUAAUUGAAUUAUCUCGACUCAGAAAUGGCAGCGUUGCCACCGCGACGCCUCAAUACGCCAUCGAGGCCGUCGAACAAGCAUCACCAGACUGAAUUACAGAUUUUACUCCAGAUGGGAGUUCCGAAAGCUCGCGCUGAAAAGGCUCUUGCCUCCACGGGACAUCGUGGUGUUCAAUUGGCGUCAGAUUGGCUGCUGGCACACGUGAAUGACCCCUUUUUGGACGAUGACAAUCCGCGCGAAUACAUUUUGUACGUUUGUCCCACGGGAACGUUGCUGGAAGAGCUAGAAAAAUUUUGGAUUGAGUCACGGACGACAUGUGGAUGGAAUGGCGCCCAUAAUUUUACGCCGCAUAUCACACUUGUGUCGUUUUUCAAGGCGCCAGAUGAGUGUGCUCUGCAGUUAUCGAAAACGUUGAAACAGGUGGUGGAAAAUAUGGGAGCAGCACCGCCACGAUCAAUUGCACUCGAGCGAUAUAUAAGUCCGAAUUUCAUGGGAUAUUUUGUGCCUGACGAAGAUGCGGAAUAUUUGAAGCACAUUGCGUUGCAGUUUGUGAAGGAGGUCUCGCAUUCAAUAACGGGUGAUACGACAGAGCAUUUGGAUGCUUUGGUUACUUGCUUUCCGUGGUGUGCGGUUACAUCAGCUCGAUGUAUACCCAAAAGUAGUCGAUCUAUUUCUCUGGAGUCUCACGUGAAAUCGUUGCACUUGACAUUGGCAUAUCAAUUCCCGACCAGCAACUACAACGGUCUCGUAAAUCUCGUGGAAGCUCUUGAAACGACAUCCUCUUCCAACUGGGAACUUCGUCUCUAUUCGCGAGAUGCUCGACUCGCCACACGUCAAGUCUACAAAGUCUUGUAUCCUCACCGCUCCGAGCAUCCGGACGAGCUGGAAUUGCGAAUUGGCGAUUACAUUUACAUCAAUCCAGAUUCCCUUUCAAGUUCCGCCGACGGAUGGGUCGAAGGCAUCUCGUGGCUCACGGGCGUUAGUGGAUUUUUACCGAAAAAUUACGUGGAAAGAGCUGCCGAAUGCGAAGCAUGGACCAUUCACACGGUGGUGCCUUUGGGACAAUUCGACGACGAAGAAGUCGGGGAAAUUGUGGAUGACGUCGAUGGUGGGUCUGUUGAUUUAAUUUCGCAAGCGGAAACGGCAUCUGUGAGAGAUCCCGAGAGCGUUAGUGAAAAAGUUGUGGACAAAACGAUGCCUCUGGACGUAUUUUCGAAUCCGAAAAACGUUAUGCAGUUAAUUGAGAAAAAUUCCUCAAUUUUGAGUUUGAAUUCCUCGUCGAGUCACGAAACGCCAGCUACUUCCUCAGACACACGAAAAAUUUACAUCAUGCGACAUGGGGAACGAGUCGAUUUCACUUUCGGCGAUUACAUUCCGCAUUGCUUUGAUGCUGCCGGGAAUUAUACGCAAAAAGACCUGAAUAUGCCGGAGAAAUUUCAUCCGAAGAAAAAUGGCUUCACAAGUUGGAGCAAAGACUCGCCCCUGACGAAUGUCGGGAUUUUCCAGGCAAAACUUGUCGGUUCCGGCUUACGGAAGAGCGCUGUCCAGCUCGACACGGUUUAUUGUUCACCAGCGUUUCGGUGCGUGCAAACGUGCGACGCCUUACUCGACGGACUCGGUAUAAAAAGUUCCUGCAAAAUCCGCAUUGAACCUUGCCUCUUCGAAUGGCUUGCCUGGUAUCAAGACGGUGUCCCGGACUUUUACGAUCCACAAGAGCUGCAAAAUCUCGAUUUUAACGUCGACACCAGUUACGAGCCUCUCAUAACAUUAACAGACCUCAAAGGCAAACUCGCGGAAAAUAUCGAGGAAUUUUACGACAGAAAUGCUCAGCUAUCGGAAAUUGUGGCAAAAAAUAACUCCUUGGGUAAUGUUUUAUUUGUGGGACAUGCCAUUACGUUGGACACGUGCACACGCAAAUUACUGAACCGCGAAAUCCGAGCGUCGUCAGAAAUUGCGCGACUUAUGCACAAAAUCUCGUAUUGCAGUCUAAUUGCGGUGGAGUCGUCAAAAACGGAAUUCCAGAUGUGGGAGCUGACGGAACCGCCCUUCAGCCAAAUGACACACACGAAUAAUCAGCGCUUUGAUUGGCACGCAAUCGAUUCGUAGAAAUAUUUUCUCUGUUUCUCUCGCAAACAAUAAAUUUGAAUUUUUA
This is a messenger RNA of Culicoides brevitarsis, 2206 nucleotides long. RefSeq names its product ecdysteroid-phosphate phosphatase (gene Epp). The coding region runs from base 79 to 2160 and encodes 693 amino acids. Gene Ontology annotation, molecular function: protein binding. The record is from RefSeq and is a predicted model, not a curated record. NCBI's taxonomy places the organism in Eukaryota, Metazoa, Arthropoda, Insecta, Diptera, Ceratopogonidae. The transcript has 4 exons.